This is a messenger RNA of Naegleria fowleri, 2463 nucleotides long. RefSeq lists its product as uncharacterized. The record is from RefSeq and is a predicted model, not a curated record. Lineage: Eukaryota; Heterolobosea; Eutetramitea; Acrasida; Naegleriidae. Gene Ontology annotation, molecular function: RNA binding. The transcript has 2 exons. The coding region runs from base 1 to 2463 and encodes 820 amino acids.
AUGCUCUCCAAUCAUCCAGCAAGUGCUUCACCAAAUUCCGAAUCAGCCGCACAGGAAGAGGCUUCAUCAUCGUCAUCCAUCAUCCCAAAUAACAACAACUCAGUUCAGCAAGUCUCUGUUACUCUUGGAGAGGCUAUUCGUGUUGGAAAGGAGAAGAAGAAACAUCUCUCGGAACUCAACAAACUCAUCACGCAAAAAACCAAAGAGCUGGCAAAGACGGUCAAACAGGCCAGUUCCGAGCAAAAAGAUGAAAUGAAGGAACGUCGUGAACGAUUGAAAGAAAUCACUAAUGAAAUCAAAGAUCUUCAAAACGAAAUUGAUGAACUUACUCAACAGGUGGAAGCUAGAAUUGAGGGAACAGCCAAAGAUAGAGAUGAAAAACACAAGUAUAUCCAAUAUCUGAAGAACUAUGAAGCCGCCUAUGAAACAGCCUUGAUUCAACAUCACAAGUUUGAAGAUGAGAAAUCUCUUCUUGAUGAAGAACGCUCUCAGUUGAAAUUAACUGUUGCAACCAAAAAACAAGUCUUACCUUGCUCGUAUCAAGUGUUUACAGAGUCGCUCGCUCAAAUGGAAGCAACUCUUAGCAAUCCGCAAGAGACUCCUCAAUCAGAACUCAAACAAAUUCGUUCCAAGUACAACAAAUUGAAGGAUUCUCAAAGAUUAUUCGACGAGUACAAUCGUUUGUUACAACAGCUCAACGAUGUACAAAAAAGAUUCCAGCAAGCUGUUAAGCAAUUGGAGGCCUCUAACAAAACUGUGACAAAAGCCAAGAAAGACUUGGAGAAGGCAAAACUUCAAUACGAACCACUUGUCUUGGAGAAAUCCAAAUCUGAAGACACUAAUACUGUUGAGGAGUUGAACAAAUUAAUUUCCAAGAAGAGAAAAGCUAUUGCACAACUCACAAAAGAGAAAAAGACAAUUAAGCAAGAAAUUGAGAAUAAUGAGAAAAAGCAGCUUGCUGUUGGUUCGGAAAUUAAAAGCGAAUUGGCAGAGCUCACUCUCAAGAGACUACAAGUGAGAGAUGAAGUGGACACGCUCUCAACGCUUGUUCGUACCGAAAUUAUUCCAUAUACAAGUUCUCAAGAGGGCAGUGUACUCGGCCGUGUUAUUGGAAAAAAAGGAGCCACUCUUGAAAGCAUUAGAAAGACUUCAAACUGUGAAAUAACCAUCGUUAAAUCUGAAAACCAAAUUGUCAUCAAGGGGUCUCCUGAUAAUGUUACAAUUGCAAAAGAAGCAAUUCAAAAGUUGUUGGAGGAAAAACAUGAAAGCGCCUCUGCUUCUAUUCGUUUCAAAUUAGAGAUGUUUGUACCUUUAACCAAGCUUGUCGCACACUGGAGAAAGGAGACAAGUGCAAACAUUUAUUUGGACAAGUUGGAAGGUGUAUGCAAAAUUUCUGGUUCUGCUGAACAAGUUAAGAACGCCAAGAAAUUGGUCAAUGAUUUCAUUACCACAGGUGUUCAAGAAAGAACAAUCCAAAUUACAAAACUAGGCCAAUCGCAAGAGGACAUGGUGGAAUUGCUAUUCGGCGUAAAGGGAGAGAACUUAAAGAGAAUUCAAAAUCUUCAUGGUGUUAUUGGUGCUCAAAUCGACAAGAAAAACGAUCUAGUGAAUGUUUAUGGUACUUCUUUGGGUGUUGAGAACGCUUCAAAAAUGGUUAAUUCCAUGAUGAAAGAGGCAUCUCAUACCGAAGUGCAAUUGGAAAAUGCAACAUUUGCGGAGGCCGUACUAAAUUCUAGUGACAAGAUACAACAGGAUACAAAAACCAUUAUUAGUGUGGUUAAAAACAAGAAUAUUGUGAGAAUUUCUGGCUACAAACAAGAUGAUGUUAAAAAGGCAAAACAAGCAAUUGAGGUAAUUAUUGAAAAGGAGAAGGAACAUCAAAGAAAAACACAACACAAACAAACAAUCUCUGUAGAAAAUAAGGUUGCUCAAAUUUUCAAGAAGAAGUCAUCAUCUCUCUCACAAGAAACUGAUACGAUAAUCAAAAUCUCUCACACCAAACCUCCAAAGAUUACAGUUUUUGCCGAGACUCAAGAGAAGGUUCACCAUGUCAUCCACAUGAUACAACAAGAGGUUGAAAAACAAGCACAAAUUAAGGCUGAAAAAGAAAAGAAAAAGUCUGAAGAUGUGAAUAGCGAGAAAAAGCAUGAGGAUAGUUCUGAAAACCAGGUGGUGAAUCAAACAUGUGAGGAGCAAGUUGAUACCACACAAGAAGCGCCAGAAGCUGUGAAUCAUCAGCAGAAAAAAGUCGAAGCUGAAUCCGAACCAUUGGAAUCAACCGAGAAUGUCACCAACUCUCAAGAAGAAUGCUCUUUGAAAACACAACAAAGUGAAGAGAAUUCCAGUACGUCAGUGCAACAACAACCUUCCGAUGAUACCGUAGAGAAAUUGGAGACUUCCAAUACUGUAGAAGCUGUUGAAAUUCAAAAUGAAGAAAUUGAACAAGUUGCGGUUUUGCAAUAA